Messenger RNA from Triticum aestivum (bread wheat), 1413 nucleotides. RefSeq lists its product as uncharacterized. The record is from RefSeq and is a predicted model, not a curated record. NCBI's taxonomy places the organism in Eukaryota, Viridiplantae, Streptophyta, Magnoliopsida, Poales, Poaceae.
CCGCCGCCGCCGCCUCCCUCCCCUCCCCUCUCCCGUCUCGCCGCCGCCAGAGGCGCCGCCGGCGAAGCCGGACUGGCUCCAGUGACGGCGGCGGCGGGGCAUUUCCCCUGCUCGCUCCUUCUGCGCGCGCCCGCCUCGGCCUUGGGGCUCGCCGUCAAAGGAUGCUCGGGCCAGGGCUGCUUCGGUCCUUGGUGUGCGACCGUCGCGCCGGUGCUACGUUGUAGUAUUGCGGCGCGGUGGGCAGGAGGAGGUGGUCGUGGGCGGCUUGGGCCAGAUCUGGGCUCGAGCGCGCCAGUCAUGGUGGCGGCCUGGGAUCUGGCCGCGGUGGUCCGGGCGGUCUGGUGCCCGGCGGUGGUGGCGUGUCAACGUGGGGGCGGCGCGGAGUUGUGCUGGUGGACGCGCGGUGGCGGCUCGGGCCGGCCAGAUCUGGCUCGUUCGGGCCGCAACGUUGAGGGGCCCGGUCUGGGCACUCUGUGUCCGGACGCUGGGUUCUCGGAUGGUGCAGCGGCGUCGCCAUUCAUGCUCCGGCCAAGAUGGAAGGAGCGGCAGGCUCCAGAUCCGGUGGUGGGUGCGCCCGGGGCGAGGUCCCUGGCGUAGGCGCACAUUUCUCCGGACGAAAGUCUGGCAAUUAGCCGGUGAUGGCAACACCUGUGGAUGUUGCUUCCUUGUUGAAGGCAUCACCAAGGAGUUUUUGCAUCUACCCUACUCGAGUUCGGUCUCCGGGUGAAAACCCAGAUCCGCUUGUCGGAUCGGCGAUGACGGCGCUCUUGGCGUCGUUUCUUCGAUGGAAGCAUCGUUUUGGAGAUUUGACCUCUUGGCAGGAGCACCUUGUCUGUGGUUGAGUGGUUGGCCGGGAGCUUCCAAUGCUGCGAUGUCCGUGGUGGUGCACCAGGUUGUGGCCAGCUCUUGGCUGGCGGUGUUGCGCCUUUGGAGCACUCUUGACAUGCAGGCAGCGGCAGACAAGUCAGGUUGGCCGUCCUCGCGGGAUCGGAGCGGCACAUGCCCGCUUCUCUUCGGAUAUGUCUUCUCUAUCCGAUGUCGACAAGGUCCUCCAACAUGCUUGUGACGGUCAUGAUCAUUACGACGAACUGGCCUCUUGGGUGAAGUCGAAGUUGCUGGGCCGUGAGUGCGGACGGUGAUAUACGAUGACACCGAUGGCGUUGUGCCUUUCGUUUUGUGUUGUGUUGGCUCAGCCUUUUGACGCUUUUGUAUGUCUUGUGUGCUUUAGACCUAGUUUAGCUAGGUGUUGUGGAUGGUUGUGUCCUCUGUACAUGUUUUCGCCCGGUUUCCCUUGAUAAACCGAGCAGUCUCAGCCAUGGGCUUCUUCUUCUGCAAUGGAAUCUUAGCAGUUUUCCUGCUAACUUUCAAAAAAAAAAAUGUCGAUCUGCCUUGCUCUACAUGGCAGCUGAAAAA